Molecule: messenger RNA, 3114 nt
Organism: Siniperca chuatsi (mandarin fish)
Lineage: Eukaryota; Metazoa; Chordata; Actinopteri; Centrarchiformes; Sinipercidae
Gene: stat4
Product: signal transducer and activator of transcription 4
Exons: 24
Coding region: 115-2376 (753 amino acids)
Biological process (GO): cytokine-mediated signaling pathway; response to peptide hormone; defense response
Molecular function (GO): DNA-binding transcription factor activity, RNA polymerase II-specific; RNA polymerase II cis-regulatory region sequence-specific DNA binding
Source: RefSeq, a predicted model, not a curated record
UGAUUGGACGGCCGGGUGUCCUGACCUGAGCAGCGUCACAGCCUGUCAGAGUGAGUGCGCUCGCUUCCUGAGCUGACGGUAAAAAGCGAAAGUCAGAGAGGGAAACAGCUGCACAUGGUGAGCGGGACUGACGGGACAGCAGCGCACAAACGCCUCAGCAUGAGCCAGUGGAAGCAGAUUCAGCAGCUGGAGAUCAGACUCCUGGAACACGUGGACUACCUGUACGAUGAUAACUUCCCCAUGGACAUCCGACAGGGUCUGGCCAGCUGGAUCGAGUCUCAGGAUUGGGACACAGCAGCUAACGAUGACGCAAUGUCAGCGGUGCUGUUCACCAACCUGCUGUCCCAGUUGGAGAGGGUGCGCUCACGGGAGCUGAACUUCCUACAAAGACACAACAUGAAAAUCAUACAACAGCAGCUCCAGGUAAAAUACACGUCCAAUCCUACCGUUAUGGCCAGGGUUAUCUCCAGCUGCCUCAGGGAAGAGCGCCGCAUCCUCUCCAGCGCCUGCAUGCAGGAACAGGGUCCACUGGAGAAAUCGUUGCAGAAUUCUGUGGCCUUUGAGAGGCAGAAGAACAUGGACAGCAGAGUUGGGAUCAUCAGGGGCAGCGUGCAGUUGAUGGACCAAGCUGUGAAAUACAUCGAGGACAUGCAGGAUGACUUUGAUUUCCGCUACAAGACCCUACAGUCUCGAGAAUCGACAGAUAGGAACUCUGAGAUGAUGAAACAGGAAGUAACAAGACUGCAGGAAAUGCUUAACAGGCUCGACUUUAAAAGGAAGGAGAUCCUGUCAAAGAUGGAUGUUGUGAUCAAGGAGAUUGAUGACCUGAUGACCUCUCAGCUCAACCCUGAGCUGCAGGACUGGAAGCGCAGGCAGCAGAUCGCCGCCAUCGGUGGUCCGCUGCUCACCGGCCUGGACCAGCUGCAGAGUUGGUUUACUCUGACAGCCCAGAGUGUCUUCCAGAUCAAGCGUCAGCUGGACAAACUGGGGGAGCUGGUUGUGAAGGUCACCUACGAAAGUGACCCAAUCCCCCUGCAAAAACCUCAGAUGGAGGAGCGAGUCAAAUACCUCAUCUAUCACCUCAUCAAGAGCUCAUUUGUGGUGGAGAAGCAGCCAUGCAUGCCCACACAUCCUCAGAAACCCCUCAUCAUCAAGACCGGAGUACAAUUCACCACCAAAGUCAGACUCCUGGUUAAACUUCCAGAAGUAGAUUACCAGCUGAAAGUGAAAACAACAUUUGACAAGGACCUCCCCCCUGGCAGAGUUAGUCGUCAGUUUUUCAUCCUGACCAACAACACUAAAGUUAUGGACAUUGAGGACUACUCAAACGGCUGCCUCUCAGUGGAGUUUAGACACUUGCAGCUGAAAGAGAAGAAAUAUAUCAAUGGCACAAAGGGGAAUGAGGGUCUGCUCUCUGUGACAGAGGAACUUCACUCUCUCAGUUUUGAGGCUUGCUUCACAGUGCAGGGCCUCACCAUUGAUCUGGAGACGUGUUCUCUGCCACUGGUGGUCAUUUCCAAUGUGAGCCAGCUGCCUGGAGGCUGGGCCUCCAUCAUGUGGUAUAACCUUCUGACUGAUGAGCCAAGGAACUUGGUGUUCUUUGGGAACCCUCCUCGGGCCACCUGGAACCAGCUCUCUGAGGUCCUCAGCUGGCAGUUCUCUACCUUUGCUGGUCAAGGCCUCAACAAGGAGCAGCUCUCCAUGCUGGGAGAAAAGCUUCUCGGUCAGCAUGCCUCCUGUAAUGACUAUCAAGUGUCCUGGUCUAAGUUCUCCAAGGAGAAUAUUCCAGGAAAGCCCUUCAGUUUCUGGAUGUGGCUGGACUCCAUCCUGGAGCUCAUCAAGAGGCACUUGCUGCCAGUCUGGAAUGAGAAUUAUAUCAUGGGCUUUGUGAGUAAAGAGAUGGAGCGCACUCUGCUAAAGGACAGAGAGCCAGGAACAUUCCUCUUACGCUUCAGCGAGAGCCACCUCGGAGGAAUCACUUUCACCUGGGUGGAGCACAACGACAAUGGAGACGUGAAGUUCAACUCCGUGGAGCCAUACACUAAAAACCGACUUACCGCUCUCCCGUUUGCCGACAUCAUACGAGACUACAAAGUGAUCUCAGACGGGGUUGUCCCAGAGAACCCGCUCAAGUUCCUCUACCCCGACAUCCCCAAAGAUGAGGCCUUCGGACGGCUUUACAACAGUCAGCCAAGCAAAGUCCAUCCAUACAUACCAUCGACCCUGAUCCCCAUCUCGGAAUUGCGCUCUAAUGCGAGCAGCACACCACCUUCUUGUCAGUCCCCUGAGCCACCAAUGACUCCUGGGGAGUUCGACAUGCUCAACGAGCACCUAUGCUUCGACAUCGACACCAUGAGUUCUCCAUAUUCAGAGUAAAGCGAGAUGAAAGAUGCAACAUUUUUCAUACUGGCCUGACACCAGUCUCUGAUCGAUGUCUACAUCCUAAUUAUCAUGAAACAGAGUCUGCUGUUUUUUUAAAGAGGUUUUUGUGGUUAAAUUGGAUUCAUUACCUGAGCUGUUGUUUAUUGUUUUUAUUUUUUAUACAUUCAUAAGUGUUCUAAAAAGAAUUUGUCAGUCUGUUUUUAUUGUUAGUCUGUGACGACUUGGUUUUUAGAUUAGUUAUAUUUUAACUAUUGACUUUGAUUUUUCUAUAAGGCCUGUAUUGUAUAUAAACCAAUUUACACAUGUUUAUUUUAACUGCAAUGUACCAUAUUGACAUGAGCUUGCUACUGUAUUUCUGCAUCAGUGACACCGCUGUCUCUUUUGCCUAAUUGUUACUGACAACAGUGGAAGUUGCAUGGUGGUCACACAAUGUUUUGAUUCAGCCUGUGCACACAUACACUCACCCAUAACAUCCAUCAUUCAAUCAUUCAAGGUUAGCUCAUCUGCCACCUAUAGCCCAUGACGAGGCACGACAGGGACUCUUUGCAGCAUAGCAGAAGCUUGUAGAGCUUUUAUUUUGGCAGCAGCCGGAAGUAAAAUGCCUGCAACUGACUGCUGCUUGCUUGAUUCAUGCUCCUAAAGCAUUUGUCGAGAACCACGUGAUUCCCGGAGAGUCAGGAGUGGGUGGAUGUGUUUAUAUUUCUUUGAGGAAAUAAACCAGGUUAAGCCUUG